Molecule: messenger RNA, 3801 nt
Organism: Seminavis robusta
Lineage: Eukaryota; Bacillariophyta; Bacillariophyceae; Naviculales; Naviculaceae
Source: the annotation of a GenBank genome assembly
AUGGCAGUAUCACUGGUGGCAAAGAGAAGAAAGAGAAGAAUGAGAAUACCCCAAGAUAAUGCCACCGAGACCAUGGGUAUCCUACGGCCCUUGAGCCAUCCCAUAUCUGCCAAGAACAACACUAAGAAAUUCCUGAUGCUGCAGGUACUGGCAAUACUGUUGUUGCUGCAUCAUGCCAGUGCGGAUACAGCUACCCAUGCUACCCAUGAUACCCAUAUUAGGCAGUUACAAAAGCAGCAACAACAAACUCCCAAGGCCAAUGGUAGUGACACCACUGCUAAUGCUAAUGCCAGUAAUUCCUCGGCUGCUGCGGCUAGUGAUAAUGGUGGUGGUGGAGGUGCUGCUGCUUCUGGUGGUGGAGGAGGUGGUGGUGGUGGUGGUACAAGCAGCACAGAAACUUCCCUGGACACUGGAGGCCCAUCUUGCUUAAUAGUGGGAGAUGAGUUUGUCUGUGACGUCAACAUGGUCUUGCAUGCCUCUGAGAACAAUCAGCAACAGCAACAGCCACAGCCAGGAAACUCCAUUUCUACAAACGGCAACAACACUGCAGGUUCCGGUGGACCAACGGCUGGGUCGGGCAGUGCUUCCACAGACUCUGAAGUGGUAGUGGAAGCUGCCUUGACGUGUCCUUUUAUGCCCUUUAAUAACAAUACUAUGAACAACAAUGGUACCACCACCGUGCCUGCGCAAGGCGACACGAUGGAGUUGUUAUUGGCCGUCACAGACCCCAAGACGUGUGGUUGUACCGCCGCUCUUUCCUAUAAUCACAAUUCCAGGGAAGCCAAACAAUGUCCCUGUCACUACUGCAUCGAUCCAACAGGAGCACCUAAUAACAAUCCACAAUUGGCCAUUGAUUGCUCAGCUCAUCCAUCCGAUCCCUUUGUACAAGGAAGAUGCCAACGAAUUGCCUGUGAUGGAUCUUGUAUCAAUACACCCAAGAACACGACGACAGCCACUCCACAACCCACGACAACACCCGCGACACCACCUCCGACAACAGCGGCUCCCACCAAGGCACCGACACUGGCACCGACCACAGCGACGACGAUACCACCCACAGCGUCACAAACGACUCUGGCACCCACGGCUUCUGCAACAACAACCAUCACGAACCGAUUUCCCUGGUGGAUUCCCGCGGCAUUUUACAUUACCAACACGGGAGGACUCACGGCGGAACAACUGCUCCAAGACGAGGCAGGAUUGGAAGGAUUGCAGUCGGCAUUUCGUGAUUUGAUACAACAACAAGUCAUUGACGUACUAUUGGAACCCACAAACCCCACGGCUCGUCGAUUCUUGCAACAAUCUACGACUUUAGUUGAGUAUGCAUCCCUGGGAACGGCCCUGUACGAUAUUCACGAUGCGGAUUGUCCACCAACACUCGAAAUGCGACAAGCACAAGCAUGUCAAGUCGUCUUUGGACGCUUCCAGUUGCUCCUCGAUUCCAACAAUCCAUCCCAAGUGGAUCUCGUCGAGAGCGAAUACACCGUGGCGACGGACGUGGCCGUCGAUACCCAACUGCAGGCAUUGCUGGACGACAAUAACAACAAUCCACUUGGCAUUCAAAUUGUCCGGGCCGAGUCGGUGGCCCGCACACCCCCGUCCGACUCGUGUAAUUUCUGUGCGAAUCCCAACAAUGAUGCACCCUUUCCCCCCACGGACGGAUUCGACUGUGCCCAAGUGGCUACUUUGUAUGCGCAAGCAUCGGCCGACGAAUGCAUCAACAUUGCGAGUACCCGUCGGUUUCAACUAAAAUUGCCAGGACCCUUGCGAGAAUUCGUGAGGCAACAAUUGCCGCUGGAUUUCAAGGCGCAAUGUGGAUGUCCCAUGACGGAAGAAGAGGAUGUCAUGGAGACGACCCGGACGUGUCCCGUGUUUUGUCCGGCGGACAAACGCGUCCCAGAAGCAGAUCGGGACGUCGUGGUCGAUGAAGCCAACGCAUUGACGUGUGGCAUGUUGGACGAUUACAGCAAUGCCGUGGCCGAUUUGACUUUUUGCGAUGCCCUCCAACGACACGGAGAGGUGUGUUGUACCGAAUCCACAACAAUAUCAACAUUGCCGCCGCAACCACAAUCACAAAACAACUUGACCGCCAGCGGCGACCGUCCCAGUACCCCGGAAGGAGCCCAAGUGGUCACGAUUCCAUCCUAUUUUCGAGUGUACAAUUUACGCGAAUUGACGGCCGAUGUCGUCAUGCUCAGUCCCGAUUUUGAAGGCUUGCAAAAGUCGUAUGCGAUCUUUGUGGAGCGCGUGGUGAGGGAAUUGACGACGGAAGAGGCUGAAGAUGAUAUGAAUGCUACCGCAACGACAACAGCUGACUCUGCAGCGAAUGCCACUCGGUACCUUCGACGGGGAGACGAGAUACUGCCGGAUUAUCAUUACUAUGAUUAUCAUCAACGACGACGCUUGCAAAUUGUGUUGGAUACUACCACUAUUCACUUUCUCAAUGACACUAAAUGUCCCAAGAACUAUCCCUCCACGGCGAUCUGCGCCAACGUCACUGCUUCCUACGACUUGUUUCUCUUGGACGGUGAACACAACAUGACCACCAUCGACGAUUAUACCAACUACACUCAAGAGGCCAUUGAUCAAGGUCUACUCAAUGAAACCAUGGAGGUGAUCGAUCCUUAUUCAUCCUUGGUGAUUCUUGGUUCCUUGCCCAUUCCACCGCCCGAUAAUGGACCCCCGCCGCCAUCACCCCAAGAAAUUGCCGACGAAGGCGGAUACGACGAAUUCUACAUGAUCGGAAUUGGCGUGGGCGUUGCCAUUAUCGUGUUUUGUUUGGUGGCAAUCAUCUGUGCGUCCGACAUGACCGGUGCGAUGCCCGAUGACAGCGAUGUCGAUCCAUGGGAAAAGGAGCCGACAAGGCCGCUGGCCAAGGAAAAGGCUCCCUCGUCGAAAAAGAGUAUGGAAGAUCCGCAUGCCAAGACGGAACGACAAGAAUAUGAACACUAUCGAGCACAGGUGGAAGAGUUGGUGGAAGAAAAGACGCCGGAAGAAUUGGAUAAUGUUGACGAGUUGAUGGACCUCUUCUUUGAACGCGAAUUGAUUCUCAUUGCCACUUUGAAACACAUGCCAGAUGCGAACGACAUUCCUCAAGAACUCGAGGCACCGCCAUCUAUUAACGAUGACAGCAUGGCCCCGAGCUCCAUCAAUAAUACCAUCACCACCGAGGCUCGCUUCGACGACAGCAUGUUUUGGGCGUCCGAAGAUGGAUCGUCGGGCGAGUUUGCCGAAGAAAGUACCACCAUGUUUGCAGCCUUUGCCAAGCCUGGAGACGAAGAAUCGGAGUCUGAGGAUGAAGCGAUUAAACGGUCUUCUACCAUUGAAGAAGGGGAUGAGAGCGCCGAUUUGACCGACAGCGAAAUGGAUUCGAGCUCUCGAGUGGAGGCUGCGGAGAAUGAAAGAAAAGCUAAAAAGGUGCAAAAACCUGUGUCGGAUAGUGAAGCUGACUCCGACGACGAGCCGGAGACAGCGAAAGAGUCUGCUCCGCCAAAGAAGACAAAGGAAGCCACACCCGAGCCGAAAACAGAGUCGCCGCCGCCAACUCCAGAGUCAGAAAGUCCACCGGAGAACGAUUCCAACUCGGACAAAGCAGCAAGCGAGACGUGGGACGACGAAGAUGCUAACGAAGAAAUACCCGAUUCAGAUGGGAACAAAGGUAAUGAUGGUGAUGGGAUAGUGUAGACUACCCGAAGGACCAAGCAGAACCGGAUCCGUCGCCACCCAUUGAAUGAGUGGGACGACGAAAAGUAAAAUAGUUGUACCACUACUAAUUAUCUUAUAGCGAACAGGUUUUCGUUC